UGCACGAGGAACGCGCAGAAGAAGAAGACGGACACGUCAAAUCGCUCGGUCGCCAGCAUUCUUCAUACGGUUUCCCAGAAAUCAGAGUAAACGAACGUCGACAUGUCGUCACCGGCGCAGAAGGGUUCAGAAGGCAGCCAGUCUCCUCCUCCUGCCGUUACAUCGGCUGCCGUCGGUGUACAUUCACACGAUCAGAACGUGCCGACCGCUGCCACUGCAGCAAUCGCUUCAACGGCCGCCGUCUCAGCGAGCCCCCCGGUCCCCUUUGAACAUGCGCCGCAGGAGAAGACGGCCCCGCGAAGAAGCCAAAAGAAACAGAAACAGAGCAAAGACCAGUCGCCGGCACAGCAUGCGAUCUCCUCGGUGCCAUCGUUCUCCCAGCCCGCGACUCCAGCUUCCGCGCUCGGCGUCGGCACACACCAGGAGACGAGCCCGGCAGACUUGUGGGUCGAGAAGAUGAAAGCAGGCGGAUGCGAGCAGUACGCAGCCUCAUCCGCUGUCCAGUCCGAUGACCCUCCAUGUGCACAAGCUGUACGCAAGACGGCGGUGUCCACGUCCCUUCCCAAAAAGCGAACCGUUAAGCAGAAUGUGCCCACAGCAGACCCUGAAUUCCUCAAAGCCCUUGCGUCGUUGACCCCCUCUCCGGACAACGAAGCAGCUGGGAAGGAAUCUGCCAAGGGCUCGAAAGCUUUACUGGGGGUUGGCGGGGAGCAACCAUCGCCGGCGGAUCGCUUUGCCGGAAGUCACUCGUUUUCACCUGUGAAGGUCUCGUUUGAGGUCAAAGUGGUGCUGAUAGCGCUGCUGCUAACUGUGACUACCCUGGCCUCUCUCUUCCUCCUGUACCCAAGGCGAGAAAAAUGGACCAUGACGUACUGCAACACCCAAUGCUGCGAGGAACACCAGUAUCGCAUUGAAAAUCAGCUGGACAAAAGCGUCAACCCCUGUGAUGACUUCGGUGAUUAUGUCUGUCGUCGCUGGACCACAAGACAGAAGCUUCUCGUGUCAAGAUCAGAGAUGUGGGAUAUGCUUUUGUCGUGGCUGUACAACCUUCCGGAAAGGCUGAACACAGGUUUUUCCCGAUUCCCUAUAGCGAAAAAGGUUAUGGCAAUGUUUAACGCUUGCAACAACCAACAGGGCGGAUCACAAAUCCACAUCAUGAAAGAAUUUAUGCGCGCAAGAGGUAUUGUCUGGCCGGAAGAAGCAGAGGAAGCAGUUUCACCGGAGAAGGCCCUUUUUGACCUUUCGCUGAACUGGAACGUGCACCUCUGGUUUACCUUGAAGGUAUUCCCCUCUGUUUCGAAAGAAACUCCACGACUUAUCUUUGUGGAACCGAAUGAGCUCAUGCGUGGGUGGAAGGCCGUGUUGAGCCAAAUACCAAAGCAGACCUUUCAAAGAGUCUACAAACAACUCUUCAUCAUUUUUUCAAAUGACACGAACAGCGAACCGCAACCUGAAGACAUCUCGAAGACGUAUGGCGUGCUCGAGAGUGUCUUCAACAUCUUGGUACCAUCGCGUCGUGGCAAACCACGCGUUACGAAACUAUUAUCUUUGAGUGAUAUGGACUACAACACCUCCUUUCCCAUUGGUUCGCACCUUAUGAAUGUGCUAAAUUCUGUGGCGGCAUUCGAUCCGCCGAUCACAUUGAAUGACUUGGUGCUUAUGGAGGAGAGUUCUAAUAUCGGGAAGAUGUUCGACAUGAUCACCGAUUUCGGCAACGAGGUGGUCUUGCGCCACCUGUCGUGGUUGUUUGUGCUGGAGUAUGGGACAGUGGCAUACCCAGAUGCUGUCAUGCUCAUCAUUCGCGGCAGUGAGGACCGCGUCAGGCAAGCGUUGCCCCGUUACUGCGCUCGUCAAGUCGAGUCCAGCUACAAACUCCUUGUGGCUGCCAUGGCCUCCGUAGGCCUCUUCUCCGAGCAAGAGCGGCGCCGAAUCGACGAGCAUCUGGCCGCCAUUGUGGAGGAGGCUGCCAAUAAAACGUGGGCCAUCUCGUGGCUCGACAACGAUACGAAAAAAAUUGCCGUGGCAAAGCUGAAGAGCGUACGCACAGUUUUGUGGCCUUCCGACCAGUUCCUCACGCCGGAGGCACUUCACGAAGUGUACGCAAACUUCACCUACAGCGCCUCGUCGUUCGCGGAGUUCUGGAUCAAGACGCGUCGCAGCCAGCGCCUGAUGUUCGGCUCCCAGGCAGCCGAAGAGGAGAUGUUCCUAGACGACAGCACUAUGCUGCCGUACGUAGACUACAAACGCGUGCUGAAUCACCUGACCCUUUCCAUGGGAGCACUGGCACCUCCUCUCUACUGCAAAGAUGGCACGAAUGCCAUGUUUUAUGGAGGCGUGCUGUACGCUUACGCUCGAGAGCUCAUGACAGCCAUAGACAGCGAUGGAGUUAAGUUCAACCCUAAAGGCGAGUUCGUGUCGUCUUGGUUGAGCCACAGCAUUCAGGACACCUUCGAGCAGCGAACGCUCCGCUGCCUACCUGGAAACAUCAGCAUCUUCCCCGAUGUUCCCGCGAUGGAGGUGGCGUAUGCAGCAUUCAAGCGACACCACCACGAGAAUAAUAGCCGGCUGUCUGAGGAACUGACCGAGGAGAAGGUGUUCUUCAUCACCACAUGCCUGCCUUCCUGCGCUUCGACGCCUGCCGACAACAUCUAUGGCGGCGACUGUAACAAGGCGGUCAUGAACUUCGCGCCGUUUGCCAAAGCCUUCGGUUGUCCCGCCGGUUCCAAGAUGAACCCUGCUUCAAAGUGCCCGUUUUUCGAUUGAGUUGAAACCUGUUUCCUGCCAGAACUGUUUCUUGAGUAGCGCUUUCUCUUCUUUUGUUGUUUAUGUGUGUACGACCUUUCCCUGCAGUACACGUUGUUAGCUCUGAUAUCACUGCGGCGUUGUGCAAAUUCAACGUAAGCCCAUCUUUACACUGUGGAGCUGGACUCACCUCAGGCCACUUCACUUGUGAACUGUCUGCUGUGCCUCAUAAUUCGUUGCAGUACUCCAUUGUUUUGCGCACCGUGGAUUUUACAUGGUGGCCGUUUUGACCGCUAUGUGCAACAUUGCUGGGCUGCGCUUCAUAUAAGCGCUAAUAGCUGACCACAGUAAUGUACGCCAUAGCGCUGUCUUAUGCGACCAUCUUCGGGCGGCUCUAAUAUUCGCAAAACUGACCUUUUCCUUCCGCAAUUGAGCAAAGCAAGAGAGUGAUGCAUUUUACGAAAAGUACCGUAGUACCCUUUUAACUUUGCUGUGCCGUCGUACUUCUCACCAUGGUAUUUUCAAUAGUUAGCCAUAGGCUAUGCCCA
This is a messenger RNA of Dermacentor albipictus, 3290 nucleotides long. RefSeq names its product endothelin-converting enzyme 2-like. The record is from RefSeq and is a predicted model, not a curated record. Gene Ontology annotation, cellular component: plasma membrane. Gene Ontology annotation, biological process: protein processing. Lineage: Eukaryota; Metazoa; Arthropoda; Arachnida; Ixodida; Ixodidae. Gene Ontology annotation, molecular function: metalloendopeptidase activity.